Molecule: messenger RNA, 1617 nt
Organism: Eptesicus fuscus (big brown bat)
Lineage: Eukaryota; Metazoa; Chordata; Mammalia; Chiroptera; Vespertilionidae
Gene: TRIM54
Product: tripartite motif containing 54
Exons: 9
Coding region: 336-1421 (361 amino acids)
Molecular function (GO): zinc ion binding
Source: RefSeq, a predicted model, not a curated record
GGACAAACCGCGCUGCCUGUAGAGUGAACAAGAGUCGUUUGGGGAACAAAAGUAGAAAUUUUCAGGGCCAGUUGCUCAGGGAGCGAGGGCUAGAGAAAGCGGCCUGCGCGUGGCUGCCGGACAGAGCAGAGAGGAGAGGGACAAGUGUCUGAAAAGAGCUAAGGACGCGGCAAAUUGUUAGAGGGAGGCACAGGAGAGAGCGCAGAGCUAGUUCGAGAGGGAGCGUGAAAAGGGAGCAGAAGAAUCCACAGACUAAGUGAACGAGGAGGGGUCCAGAGGCAGCGAGGAAAGGCCAGGUCCGGGCCGAGGCCGAGGUCGGCACGAUCACUGAGGGGAUGAACUUCGCAGUGGGUUUCAAGCCGCUGCUAGGGGAUGCACACAGCAUGGACAACCUGGAGAAGCAGCUCAUCUGCCCCAUCUGCCUGGAGAUGUUCUCCAAACCGGUGGUGAUCCUGCCCUGCCAGCACAACCUGUGCCGAAAGUGUGCCAACGACGUCUUCCAGGCCUCGAACCCUCUGUGGCAGUCCCGGGGCUCCACCACCGUGUCUUCGGGAGGCCGUUUCCGCUGCCCAUCUUGCAGGCAUGAGGUUGUCCUGGACCGACAUGGUGUCUACGGCCUGCAACGAAACCUGCUAGUGGAGAACAUUAUCGACAUUUACAAGCAGGAGUCUUCCCGGCCGCUGCACUCCAAGGCUGAGCAGCACCUCAUGUGCGAGGAGCAUGAAGAGGAGAAGAUCAAUAUCUACUGCCUGAGCUGUGAGGUGCCCACCUGCUCUCUCUGCAAGGUCUUUGGUGCCCACAAGGACUGUGAGGUGGCCCCACUGCCCACCAUUUACAAACGCCAGAAGAGUGAGCUCAGUGAUGGCAUCGCGAUGCUGGUGGCGGGCAAUGACCGUGUGCAAGCCGUGAUCACACAGAUGGAGGAGGUGUGCCAAACCAUUGAGGACAACGGCCGCCGGCAGAAGCAGCUGCUGAACCAGAGGUUUGAGACCCUGUGCGCGGUGCUGGAGGAGCGCAAGGGCGAGCUGCUGCAGGCGCUGGCCCGCGAGCAGGAGCAGAAGCUGCAGCGGGUCCGGGGCCUCAUCCGCCAGUAUGGGGACCACCUGGAGGCCUCCUCCAAGCUCGUGGAGUCCGCCAUCCAGUCCAUGGAGGAGCCACAGAUGGCGCUCUACCUGCAGCAGGCCAAGGAGCUGAUCAAUAAGGUCGGGGCGAUGUCGAAGGUGGAGCUGGCGGGGCGGCCCGAGCCCGGCUACGAGAGCAUGGAGCAGUUCGCCGUGAGCGUGGAGCACGUGGCCGAGAUGCUGAGGACCAUCGACUUCCAGCCGGGCGCUGCCGGGGAGGAAGAGGACGAGGAGGUGGCGUUGGAUGGAGAAGAGGGCAGUGCGGGGCCCGAGGAAGAGCGGCCGGAAGGCCUGCACUGACCCGCCCCCCGUGGGGACCCCGCGCUCCGGGGGCCGGCGCCCGGGUUGGAGGAUCCGCGCAGAGACCGCGCGCGCCGGCUCGGCUCCCGCCGCCGGGGAAGCUCAAUAAAGGCUAACGCGCCCCGACCCGCAGCUCCUUUCACUGCUCACUCAGCCGUGGCUUCGGAGGAGCCGUCCCCAUCCCGCCCUUCUCCGG